AAAAAGUGCACGAUAGAGACUAGCUAGGGAUAGAAGGAAGGAAAGAAUUAGUUUCCGUUCGCUCUUUGACCCCAACCGCCCAAAGCCGAGGAGCGAAAAUGCGCCCCGCCGUCGGGACCUGCAGAAACCUCGCAAUUUCUCUCCAUCACGUCCCCACCAACCCAUUCAUCCUUCACCGUCGACUCAUCCACCACGGCCCAGACACAAUCGACGAGCUGUUAGACCGACACGUCGUCAAGAACGAGAAAACCCGCGACGACGAAGAAGCCGACCUGCUAACUCGGCAGCGACUCACCAGCACGCGGCGCGAGGCGCUGAGCCUGUACCGAGACAUCCUCCGGGCCACCCGGUUCUUCGUCUGGGCCGACUCGCGAGGCGUGCUGUGGCGCGACGUGCUUAGGGAGAACGCCAGGAAGGAGUUCGAGGCGGCCCGGUUCGAGAGGGAUCCGGAGGUCGUGACCCGGCUGUUGAUUGGAGGGCGCGAUGCUGUGCAGUCGGCUCUCGAUAAGCUUGCCCAGAAACAAAGGGAGCAGAUUGAUAAAGAGAAAGGGGAUCGGAAUCGACGAUGAUUAUGAUGUGUUGCUAAGGUGGUUGGUGAAAGUUUUGUGAGGGAGAACUGGGCUGAAGAAAGGUAGAAAUUGUGCAACAUAGAGAGGUGGGGUUCAAUUCUUAUAGAGACCUUCCAAAAUAAUGAAGACGACGAGGGGAGAAUGUGAGAGGACUGGGAAUGCUGAACAAGGAGAUAGCUCGGCUCGUUUGCAUCCCUAGUCAUAGUACACACCCUUGUCUGGUCUUCACACUUUCACUUCAAUUUCUGAGCCAAAAGUAAUUGGUGUAUGUCGAUCCGAAAUUCAGAGUAUUACUCGAUAUUCGUUCAAUCAAAAAAGAGAAAUAAAUAGUGUAUCGUGAACAGAAUUCUUAGUUUCUGUUUGAUAUGUCAACUGGAUUACUAGUUUUUGUUAAAUCAAUGGGCUGUUCGUUUUACCAAA
Molecule: messenger RNA, 989 nt
Organism: Rhododendron vialii
Lineage: Eukaryota; Viridiplantae; Streptophyta; Magnoliopsida; Ericales; Ericaceae
Exons: 2
Coding region: 99-569 (156 amino acids)
Biological process (GO): mitochondrial respiratory chain complex III assembly
Source: RefSeq, a predicted model, not a curated record